This is a messenger RNA of Neohortaea acidophila, 1108 nucleotides long. RefSeq names its product BTB/POZ domain-containing protein. Bases 168 to 992 code for a protein of 274 amino acids. Lineage: Eukaryota; Fungi; Ascomycota; Dothideomycetes; Mycosphaerellales; Teratosphaeriaceae. The record is from RefSeq and is a predicted model, not a curated record. The transcript is spliced from 4 exons. Gene Ontology annotation, molecular function: protein binding.
UGUCUGUGUUGGUUUCCUUUUUCAUUUUGCGGGAAGUGUGGCCUGCUUUGAGGAGACCCCGGGCAGAACAAGAGUAUAAAUAGCCAUCUCUUCCUCCACCUUCUUAUCAGCAUUUCGCUGCGUCCUUCUCAUCCAGAACCAACUACGCCGCUUGACUCGUUCCAACCAUGUUUGCCAAAUCCUGUCGUGAGAGCUUCUCCUACCGAGCCGGAAAGGCCACGAGCAAGAAGAAGGAGCGGUCGUUCCGAGACAAGGACUUGACUCGUUCGAGAACCAUGUUCAUUCCACAGACAACCAAGCCAUCUCAGUCACAGAGUCCGUCAAGCUCCAACCCAACCUCGCCCAACCUCAACUCCUCCAUCGUGACCAUAAGCGUAGGCGCCUCAUCGCGACUCUUUGCCGCUCAUGAAGACGUCUUGUGCAAGUCUCCCUACUUCGCUCACAUGUGCCGUGCCCACUUCUUCGAGACGUCGGGCAAACGCCUCGAUCUCCCGGAUGAAGAGCCUGAGAUCUUCUCCGCUGUGCUCGAGCAUCUCUACAAAGGCGACUACACCCCCAAGCUAGCAUUCGACAAGAAGCGAGCCAGCUGGUACCUCGAAGACGGCGUGAGCGAACGAGGCGAGAACGCAAUAUACCUCGGCGAGGUAGUCGGCACCGUCCUGAAAGACACCAUCAUCUACUGCUCCGCCCAACGCUACAACCUCCCCGACCUCCAACGCCUCGCGCUGAAAAAGCAAGGCCUGCAAACCGGCGUGCAAUGCAGCACCAUCCUCGCCUCCGCCCGCUUCGCCUACGCCCACACGCCCGCCAGCGACUCCAAGCUGCGGGCGCACUACCUCGCGCUCAUCAUCCGCAGUCGCAAUACGUUCAAGCGAAGUGGUACCAUGCAGAUGGAGAUGCAGAAGGGUGGGACGCCGUUGUUCUUUGACUUGUUUGUUGCGUUGGUUAAUCAUCUUGAUGAUAUUGCGGGCGUCGCCAAGUCGCCGCGGUAGGCUGUCGUCUCCUACUACAGCUGGGAGGUCUUUGGGCUCUGGCAAUCACCAAUGUGAGUUCGCCAUGUUGUCUUUCAUUGGCGUUGGGAUAUUACGGGACUUGUAUGAUAUCGGCU